Molecule: messenger RNA, 162 nt
Organism: Paramecium primaurelia
Lineage: Eukaryota; Ciliophora; Oligohymenophorea; Peniculida; Parameciidae
Source: the annotation of a GenBank genome assembly
AUGAAUGCUUUGAUGGCCAUUAUCUAAUGGUUUAGAAAUGUGAGCCAUGCUAUCAAAAUUGUUUUAUGUAAUGAAUUAUCUGAAAAAUUCAUUACUUGUAGAUCCAAUUGUGAAAUCAAUUAUAAUUGGAUCGACAAGUAACAGUAAAGUUGGAUACUAUGA